Condylostylus longicornis is the source of this 713-nucleotide messenger RNA. RefSeq lists its product as uncharacterized. Gene Ontology annotation, biological process: RNA catabolic process. Bases 219 to 650 code for a protein of 143 amino acids. The transcript has a single exon. The record is from RefSeq and is a predicted model, not a curated record. Lineage: Eukaryota; Metazoa; Arthropoda; Insecta; Diptera; Dolichopodidae. Gene Ontology annotation, cellular component: ribonuclease H2 complex.
AUUAAAGGUUAUUAAAUAUUAAGGCACGAAAAGUAUAAUCUACAAGAACGUAAACAUUAAAUUGAAAUAGAAAUCGUAAAUUUAUUUCGUUGAAUUGAAAAAUAUGGAAGUGUAAGUGAUGCAAUUCCGGGGAAAAUUGGAAAAAUUUAAUACGUACUAAUGAAUGAUUGCUUAUGUAAAAUUACACUAUUCACACCAACCUUAAUAUUAAACUAAAAAUGUCGGCUAAGUUAUCUGUUGUUAAUAAAAAGGUUGUAUUGAAUAAUUCCGUAAAAGUACAGUAUAUCCCUGCAGCAAUACAUGGUUGCGGAAAAGCGAAUAUGUCAACCCAUUUCGAUCCGUACACAGAGGAAUUGGAAGAUAUACUAUCAAAUUCUUUGCGUGGUUAUCCAAUGAAGGGAGAAAAAAUGAAUUUGGACAGCAGAUUUAUUGGAAUUUGUACGAGAAAUAGUAUGAGAAUAUCAGAUGAAAAUGAGUCAAAAGCUUUGAAAGCAUUUGGCAGUUUCAAUUCCUUGAUCUAUUGGAAUUAUGAUGCAAUUCCCUCUAAAUCUGAUCCAUUUAAGCAAGCACUGCAAAUGCCCGAUAUAUUAGAUAACGUUUUAGAUAUAACGGCGUCUGAUAUAAAAGAGGAAAUAAAGAAACACUCUUGAAUGAUAUAAACUUAAAUAAAUUUAUGCAAAUUAUUUUUCAGUAAAAUUUUUUACAAACUUUAA